CCCAACUACCUCCGAUGCUCCCAACGGGCGGAAUGCAGCAACGGCGAAGACGAACGAAACUGUCCUGGCGUUCGUCUAGGAGCACAGGACUGUCCGGAUGGAGGCUUUAAGUGUUCCGAAGGGUUUUGUAUUAUGGGGUACAAGCGAUGUAACGGAAUAAAAGAUUGCGAUGAUAAUAGUGACGAGGAGAAUUGCCCCACUUCGGCGCCUGAUGCGCAGCUGGGCUGCACUUCUAGCGAAUUCACCUGCCUGGACGGUCUUUGUGUCCUUGCUGCUUAUCGCUGCGAUGGUCUUCCAGAUUGCCAAGAUCUCUCUGAUGAAGCUGGAUGCGACGCCUACGGCAGUGAUCCUUCGAGAACACCACAAUCCCUCCCCAGGCCCGAAGAGCACUGUUUACCCGGUCAAAUUCGUUGUCGGGACGGGGGUUGCACCACUGGAGUGCGUUGCGACCGCCAGUACGACUGUGAAGACGGUACUGAUGAAGAAAGCUGCGAGUACUGUCGGAUUGGCGAGUUCCGUUGCCUUAGCGGCCUUUGUGUCGAUGAGCGCCUCAGAUGCGAUGGCCUGGCGGACUGUCUUGAUGGCUCUGAUGAGGAGAACUGCGGCUGCCGACCGGAGCAGUUUGACUGUAAGGAUGGCGAGUGCGUUUCAAUGAGCCAAAGAUGCGACGGCCAGUACGACUGCCAGAAUGGCGCGGAUGAGAGCCGAUGUCCCGAGACUGGAUCGCAAAAUCAAACCAAACAGUGCGGGGAAAAUGAGUUCAACUGCGGCGAUGGACACUGCAUCUCCAUGGACUUCAGAUGCGAUGGCCCAGCUGAUUGUCCUUUUAAUAAAGCAGACGAAGACAACUGCGAAUGCCAGCCGUCGCAGUUCCGCUGCCCUGAUGGUCAUUGCAUUUCAUCAAGCGAGCUCUGCAACCAGGUCUACGACUGUUUGGAUGGAUCAGAUGAGGCCAACUGCAGCCGCUCGGACUGUGCGUCCAACGACUUCAGAUGCGAAAGAGACAACACCUGCCUACCAAACAGUCAGCGCUGCGAUCGCAUUCGUCAAUGUUCGGACGGGGCUGAUGAGGAGGGAUGUGAUUGUUACAGCCAUGAGUUCCAGUGCUCAAACGGGCAUUGUGUAGACAAUCGUUUGCGUUGCAAUGGACGUCCGGACUGUAGUGAUUAUUCCGACGAAUCAAAUUGCGUUACCACCACUCAAGAGCCAAUCACUUUGCCCCCAGCUACAGUGAGUCCACGUAGCUGUCCAUUCGGCUACGUUUCCUGUCUGUCUGGGGAUCAAUGCGUGCUCAGAAGCCAGCUAUGCGACGGACGCGUCAACUGUCCUGACGCUUCUGAUGAGUCCAACUGCGCUGCUGGCGCCGAUGGUCUACAACUUCGCACUUACCCAUCGCAACAGAACAUCAAAGAAAACAGGUAUCGACUUGAUCAAGAGGUGGUGUUCCAAUGCCGCGACGAGGGACCAAUCAGAGCCAGGGUGGAGUGGAAGCGGGCCAAUGGGGCGCCUUUGCCGCCCGGCUCCAGAGACAACAACGGCCGCUUGGAGAUGCCCAACAUCAAGCUGGAACACGGGGGCACUUAUGUGUGUGUCGCCAAAGAUUUCCCAUUGGGAACCCCUGGGGCUGAGAUCUCCGUCCAGCUGCAUGUGGAAAAAGUUCCCGAAAUCUACAUUCCACCGCCAGUCCAUUGCUACAUCAACGAGUCCACAUGUUCCAAUGGAGACUGCAUUCCACGCAACAAAGUCUGCGAUGGCCACUUCGACUGCAGCGACGGCUCCGAUGAAAUCCGCUGCAGACAAUGCGAGCCCAACGAGUUCAAGUGCGACAACAAGAAGUGCGUCUCGGCCGUCUGGAAGUGCGAUGGACAGGAUGAUUGCGACGAUGGCUCAGAUGAGCGCUUCUGCCAGGCUUCCGGGCCGGAUGGCCAAUGUGGAGCCCAACAGUUCACCUGCAGGGACAGACAAUGUGUGCCCAGAACUUUCCAUUGCGAUGGAGCCCCUGACUGUAUCGAUAAGAGUGAUGAGAUCGGAUGCACUGCCCCCGUGAUCGCUCAAGGCCCUCCCAGCAUGAUCACGCUGGCUGCCGGCCAGACGUUCAUCAUCACCUGUAGAGCAGUGGGGGUGCCCACUCCCCAGAUCAUGUGGAGACUGAACUGGAACCAUGUGCCCCCCAAGUGCCGCAUGACCAGCGAAAACGGCUUCGGAACCUUGACGUGCGAAAACAUCCAGAUCGAGGACCAGGGCGCCUACUCCUGCGAAGCUUUGUCGGCCAUUAAAACGGUGUUCGCCUCCCCCGAUACCAUCCUCACGGUGACUCGCCAGGCCUUUUGCCCAGCUGGAUAUUUCAACGUGGACGCCCGAGUGGAGAACGAAUGCAUCAAGUGCUUCUGCUUCGGCCACAGCAGCAGCUGUAGAUCGGCCGAUUUGUUCAUAUUCCAGUUCCAGCCGCCCUUCGACGCCCUGAAGCUGCUGGGGGCGAGGAUCGACCCCCGCACCGGAGUGGUGGACAUCCGGGAUGAGCCCAUCUACAAGGGGGUGGAGCCUCAGCUAUGGAACAUUGGGGCGAAUGGGGUGGCGACUUCGCUGCCCAAGUAUGCGGAGCUGAACCAACCAGACGUUGUCCCAUACUUUGCCCUGCCCGAGAACUACCACGGCAACCAGCUGAAGAGUUAUGGAGGCUACUUGAAGUACACAGUCCGACAUGGGAACACUGGCAGACCCGUGGAGGGCCCCGAUGUCAUCCUAACGGGCAACAACUACGUGCUCCUGCACGAAUCGCGCGACCCUCCAGCCCCAUUCCAAGCCGAAGAAAAACGGGUGAGGUUCUUCGAUGGUGAUUGGACGAUCAAGUCCGCCAGUCAACGCCCACGGCCCGCGUCGCGCGAAGAAGUGAUGAUGGCCUUGGAGGACGUGAGCCAGAUCCUCAUCAAGCUGGCCUACAGCAGCGACGGCCUGCUCAACACCACGCUGACCAACAUCGAAAUGGACUCCGCAGCUGUGCCGGACAGCGGCCUGGGAGUGGCCAACUAUGUGGAAGAGUGCUCGUGCCCGGUGGGAUACACUGGAACCUCCUGCGAGAACUGCGCCGAAGGCUACGUGCGACACAACUCCGGCCAAUGGCUGGGACAGUGCUACAGGGAGCCUCAAACGUGCCCUCCAGGCAGCUACUUUGAUGGCAGGGAGUGCCAAGUCUGCCCGUGUCCUUACACAAGUCCCAGCAAUCAGUUUGCAAGAACAUGCCACUUGAAUACGGAUGGAAAUGUCGUCUGCGACUGCCAGCCAGGCUAUGUGGGCCUACGAUGCGAACAUUGCGCUCCAGGAUUUACUGGAAAUCCGCUCCAGCCGGGAGACACCUGCAGGCCUGCCAGCCAAUGCGAUCCCCAAGGAACUCUCGGCCAGGACGCUGAUGGCCGAUGCCUUUGCAAGGAAUACUCUGCUGGCCCCUUGUGCAACCAAUGCCAGCCCAACACCUUCUACUUGAGCAACAGGAACCAGUUCGGCUGCAUCGCCUGCUUCUGCAUGGGAGUGUCUCAGCAAUGCUCCAGCUCCAGCUGGUAUCGGGACACGCUUGGCUCGGUGUUCACCAGCUCUACCAAUGACUUCCGACUGACCGACAUUGCCAAGGAAAACGCCUUCAGCGACGGCAUCCAGCUGAACCAGGAUGGAAGGGAGCUGCUCUACAGCUCCUUCGGCCGACCGGAGGUCUACUACUGGUCGCUCCCCAAUAAAUAUCUGGGCGACAAAGUCACCUCCUAUGGGGGCUUUUUGAGGUACUCCAUCCGCAACACUCCGGUCCCAGGAGGGGCCAGUUCGCGCAACAACGCUCCCGAUGUGGAGCUGGUCAGCGAAAACAACAUCAACCUGCAGUACUUCUCGGCCAACGCCAGCCAGUCCACCAACGCGCCCCAGACCUUUGUGGUGCCUCUUCUCGAGCAGUUCUGGCAGCGCAACGACGGCCAGAAGACCGACCGCGAGCAUCUCCUGAUGGCCUUAGCUGAUGUGCAAGCCAUCUACAUCAAAGCCACGUAUUUCACCAACACUCAGGAGGCAGCUUUAAUCUCGGUGUCUUUGGACACAGCGACCGAUCAGAACACUGGCAGGGAGCGCGCCUUUGAAGUGGAACAGUGCCACUGUCCACCAGGCUACACUGGACUGUCCUGCGAAGACUGCGCCUUCGGCUACACCAGAGCAGGCGAGGGGAUUUACCUGGAGCUUUGCAUCCCCUGCGAGUGCAACGGCCUGUCCAACGAGUGCGAUCCGGAGACGGGCGAUUGCAGGAAUUGCAGGAACAACACGGGCGGCAGCCAAUGCGAGCAGUGCCUGCCAGGCUUUACCGGGGAUCCCACCAGGGGGCAACAGUGCUCGCCCCAUGGGCCUCCUUUGCCUUGCAACUGCGACCCGAGAGGAACUGCCAACAAUGGCUGUGUGCAGGGGGCCUGCCAAUGCAAGUCGAAUGUGGAAGGAGCCAGUUGCGAUCGGUGCCGCAAUGGGACGUUCGGGCUGAGCGCCAACACGAUUGAAGGAUGCGAGUUCUGUUUCUGUUCAGGAGUUUCGACCGAGUGCAGCCAAAGCCACCUCUAUCUGGAGCAAAUCCCCGUUCAGAUCACCGAGGAGCAUCACUUCAUCCUGACGGAUGAACAGUUCAAAGUGACCAUCAAUGAAGGCUUCAAGAUCAAUCUGGCUUUGAACGAGAUCGGCUACACGUUCCCCCCGAGUCGGCGCGAGAAGAUGUACUGGUCCCUACCGCCCAUCUUCACCGGCAACCAGAUCAAGUCCUACGGGGGCAAGUUGGAGUAUAUGUAUCGCUACUUCGAGCUGCCCUACGCGCGCUACAUUCAAGAUAAAGACAUCAUCAUUUCGGGCAAUGGUGUGGUGAUUUACUGGGCUCGGACUGAUGAUUUGCGGCCGACUAUCAUCAACAGUGUCAGUGUGCGGUUGCAUCCCAGCGCCAACUGGUAUAGGAUUGAUGAGCGCGGCCCGAGACGCGCCUCUAGAGAGGACAUCUUGACUGUUCUGGCCAACAUCGAUACGAUUCUGAUCCGGGCCACGCCCUCCACUGAUACUUCCAGUACGUUCCUUAGCGAUAUUUCCCUGGACACUGCCGUUGAUGUGUACACUGCCAAGCCAUACGCUGCCAGCGUGGAGAAUUGCCGAUGCCCUCCAGGCUACCGGGGCACCUCUUGCGAGGCCUGCGCCUCCGGCUACUACAAGGACCCCUCCUACUCCAACACCCAUCCACUGGGGACGUGUCGACCAUGCCCAUGCAAUGGGAAGGAGGAGAGUUGCCACCUGGACCACAGCUCCAGAGAUGUUGUCUGCAACUGCCUGCCCGGGUACUCCGGCCGCUACUGCGAUGAAAAAACGCCCGAUAAACUCCCAGAUUUAAGUAACAUAGUGGAGGUAAAAGUGAGCAUGACGCCCUCUAGAGUGGUGGCUCCCAUUGGGCAGCAGGUGGCCUUCACUUGCACAUACCAAGCAGUGAAUCUCACUGCCUACAAUGAGGCGCUGGAGAGUUCUCGCUGGCAAGUGGCCAUCGAGAACCUGGACAGCGGCCUCAGAACGAAGCUGAGCGAUCUGAUCCGGUUCGAGGGCGGCGCUCAGGCAGCGUUUUACGCAGUGGUCGGCUGCGUUAAGCAGACCAUUCGCUGUUUAAUAUUGAAUCGAAAUGACACUGUUGUCGGGACAGUCAGUGUUGAUCUCGUCCCAGCGGAAAUUCUCACCACCACCCGCCGGCCCAGCUAUACCGACCCCACCCCAGUCCCGCCCACUAUUGACGUGGUCAUAUCGGGCAGGAACAUCGAGAUCUUCCAGAUAGGCAGCAGCGUCACUCUGAACUGUUCGGCCAUAUCCAGGAUCAUAUCAACAGCUGUACAAAUCGACUGGUCCAAACACAACGAUCGUCUGCCCUUCAACGCAAUUGACGAUGGGCAUGGGCUGCUCUACAUCCGGAACUUAUCAGCUACCGAUUCGGGCCGCUACGUCUGCAGGGCUGAUGAUGGCUACUCGGUGGUGACUGAGAGCAUCAACAUAGUGGUUGGAGAAGGCGACUCCAGGAGCUCCGCCCCCGUUAUUUCCCUUGCGCCUCCAUUUGUGCAGGCCAGCGAAGGCCAAAUGAUCGAAGUGAGAUGCGGCGCCUCUGGAAACCCCCUUCCAGAGUUCUACCUGAGCCGCACGGACCGCCAGCCGCUGAACCCAACGCAUCUUUUUGAGAACGGCGUCUUCAGAAUUCUACAAGCUCGCGUUUCCGAUGCUGGGCAGUACCAGUGCAGCGCAGUGAACCGAGCCGGGCAAGAUUCCAAGAGCUUUGAGGUCCAGGUUAAUGCUGGAUCGGUCCUCCAGGUCGACAUCAGACCCAAUCGAUUUGAGGGCCGAGUUGGCGACCGGGUCGAGCUCACGUGCGUCGCAGGCCGCGCUCAGAACAUCCGCUGGACCAAAGAAGGAGAACCGAUGCCCUACCAAUCCAGAGACGAAGACGGCGUUCUGAUCAUCCCCAGCGCUCAGCCCUCAGAUGCUGGCACCUACAUUUGCACCGCCACGUCUUACGACGGCACCAGAGGCACUCAGUUCGCCACUGUGACGAUCCAAGGAGGCAGGGGCCAAGCAGCGACGGCACGAGCCGUUCCCGAGCAAGUCAACAUCCGCCAAGGCGAAACUGCUGAAGUCAGAUGCGAAGCGUCGGGCACUCCAACGCCAGUGGUGAAGUGGACCAGAAUGGGGAACCCGAUGGGCCAAAGCGCCGAGCAGAUCGGCAACAAUUUGCGCAUCACCAACGCGCGAGUUGAGGAUCGGGGCGUCUACAUUUGCGCCGCCUCCAACGAACUCGGCCUGGAACAGGCCGCUGCGCAUAUCGAAGUCACCCGAUUUGAGGCUCCCCUGGUGCAGAUCCUCCCAGACGGAGGCCUGAUCUUUGUGAGGUCUGGAAACAGUGCCCAGCUACAGUGUAGAGUCAUCGGCGGGUAUCCCUCCCCCACAGUCACCUGGCGCCGAGAGGCUGGACAGGCGCUGAGUCCGAAUGUGGAGCUUUUGGCCGGAGGCAAUUUGAGGAUCACUGAUGUCACCCCUGCGGAAGCUGGCCAGUACGUCUGCUCAGCUACCAACGACGCUGGAACGGCCCAGGCUAUUGCCCACAUCACCGUCAACACUGAACCCACCUUAUCAGUGACUCCAGACCAAGAGAGUGUGAUUAAAGCUGUGAACGAUCACCUGCAGCUGAUCUGCUACGCAAGCGGCCAUCCUCAGCCCACAGUCAGCUGGGUCAAAGCAACCAGCUCCGAAUACUACAGCUCGGCUAGAGGGCAGGGCCAACUCUCCCCGGCUUACCUGGAGUUCACCAGCUUGCGCCCGGAAGAUGCAGGAAUUUACGUGUGUAUCGGGCAAAAUGAGGCCGGAGUCGCCGAAAGGAGAGUGCGGGUCGAUAUUUUGCCUGAACGCGGGGAUAAUCCAGGACGAAGGCCUGCAGGUGGCGAUACCAGUUCCUCUCCAGCCAGUGUGGAAGAAUUCAAUGCUAUCGCAGGAGCCAAGGCGGAAAUUCGCUGCAACGUAACCAGCUCAGGAGACCUCAACUACCAUGUGGAAUGGGUCAGAGGAGGCAACCAACCCAUGCCAGCCGACACCUACACGCGACAUGGAAUCCUCAUCAUUGACAAUGUGCAGCCCUCGGCCGCAGGAGAGUACGAGUGCGUAACUUAUCAGUUGCCCCGCAGGAAUGUGCUGUUUAGGAUCAGAAGUCGCCUCCGAGUCAUUUCGCCUCCAAGAAUCACGCUGGACCCGAUCAGGCAAACAGUGGAAGCAGGCCAACAGGCCUACAUCAUCUGCACGGCGACGGGCGACCAACCGAUCGACAUCCAGUGGGUUCCAGUGAACCGCAGUAUGCCAGGUUCCGUCUACACUGCUGAUGGCUACAUCAGGUUCAACAACAUCCAUCAGAACGACGCUGGAAAGUACCGAUGCAUCGCAAGGAACCAAGCAGGAGAAGCGGAUUCUGUUGCAGAAGUGAUCGUCUCUUACCGGCCUGAACUCCAUCAACCGGGCGUUGAAGCGGCCAGCCAUCGAGUCACAUCGGCCGCCGGGAAGAACGUCUCCCUAAUUUGCCGGCCGGGGAUCCAGAAUGAAGGAUACCCAGUUAGGUGGACGAGGGAUAGUAAUGGUUUGCCAGCCAACUCCAGAUUGAUUGGGACGGUUCUGGAGAUUUUCGAUGUGAGGAAGGAGAACGAAGGGCAGUACUACUGCGAGGUCCAGACGCCCCAAGGCCUAGUUUCGGAUUACGUGAUUCUGGAGGUUGCAGCUCCCCCUAAUGUUGACUGUCUCCCUGGAUGGUGGCGUUGCGACAACGGUAACUGUAUAGACCAAGACAUGGUAUGCGACGAUGUCGACGACUGUGGCGACCACUCGGACGAGUCCUCGUGCUUCUCCACCAGGACCUCAUGGGGUCUGGAAGUGAAGAGUCUUCCAACGCCGUUGCCUGCCUUGCACAUCAGUCCAGAAGUGCCGGAGUAUCCAGUGGGGGCCAAUGUGGACCUUCGCUGCCAGUCCAAUGAGCCGGGCGUGAUUCCGGCCUGGUCCAAGCUGGGCGGCGGAUUGGCCGACAAUGUCCAAAAUCGGGCAGGAAGACUGACGAUCUACAACGCUAAGACUGAGAAUGAAGGCACCUAUCGGUGCGAAGCCACUGGCCAGCAGGGCAACUACUACAAGGACUUCACUUUGAAUAUUAAAGCCUCGGACGACCCGCUAAGGGACGAGGUGCCCUUGCAAGUCCAACGAGCCAAACGCCACUCCUCAGUCAUCCUGGAAUGCAACACCGACCUGGAGGAACCCGUCUCCUACUUCUGGAGCAAACAGGGCGGCAGCCUACCGUUCAACGUCGACGAAUACAGCAAAUCCAUUCAGCUGAACUCAGUAGGCGCCAUCGAUGCGGGCACGUACAUCUGCACCGCCAACAGCCAGCAACGCACUUUGGAUGUGGCCAUUGUGCUGGUGGUGACUGGAAUCAUCCCCUACUUUACCCAGGCGCCCAACAGCUACAUCACGCUGCCCACUCUGCCCGACGCCUAUCUGCAGUUCAGCUUCGAAGUCUCCUUCAAGCCGGAGAACAACUACGGCCUGAUCCUCUACAACGGCCACAGGGAGAAGGAGCGGGACGGCGACUUCAUUUCGCUGAGUCUGGAUAAUGGGGUGCCGGAGUUCAAGAUCAAUUUAGGCCCUGGAACGGCCACCACCACUGUCAGGGGCAAUGGGACUCUCGGCGAGAGGCAGUGGCACACCAUCAAGGUGGUCAGGAACAAGAAGAGAAUUAUAAUGUUCGUGGACGGAGCGGGGCCGUUCAUUGGGGAGAACGAGGGCAAGUACUACGGCCUGGAUCUAGCCGAGCCUCUAUUCCUGGGCGGCGUGCCGGACUACGACAAUAUUUCCCCGGAAGUCAACAUCGACGUCGGCUUAGUGGGUUGCAUCAGCAAGUUCAAGAUCGGCUACAACUUCCAAGACAUCCUGCGGGACGCGCUGAACUCAACCGGCAUCACCAACUGUGAAACCUGCACGGAGAACAAGUGCCAACAUCGCGGCACUUGCCAAGAGGCGCUGACGACCGAAGGAUACACCUGCAUCUGUUCUGCGAUGUUCAGCGGCCCCACAUGCGACAAGCGCAAAGGAGAAGCCUGCUCUCCUUAUGCCUGCGGCGUCGGAAAGUGCAUCGACACGGACUACGGCUUCCAAUGCCAGUGUCCGCUGGGGCGCAGCGGGAGAAACUGCGAGAAGACUGUGCAGGUUUAUGAGCCAGCUUUCCGAGACAACGCCUACAUCGCCUAUCCGCCGCCCAGGCCGUUGAAGCGGACGAAGAUCCAGAUGCGCAUCAAGCCGAGGAGCGUGGAUGACGGCGUUUUGCUCUACGCGGCUGAAACGGCCGAAGGCCAUGGCGACUUCAUCAGCUUGACCAUCAAGGAUCGUCACUUGGAGUUUAGGUUCGAUAAUGGCAAAGCUUUAGCGACAUCGCCAACGACAUCUGGACCUAGAAAGAGACUAAAUCCUAUCCAGUCAACUCGAUAAUAAUUAAGUGUUCACUUUAUUGAUGUGUUCAUUUGUUUUUCCUCUAUAGUACACAGUACGUGAUGUUGAGAGAUGGCUUGUAUGAUUUUAAAGAUAUUUUUUUACCGUAUGUUCUCAACAUUAACUGUAUGCUUUUUAUGAUUAUGAUUAUUAUUAUAAUGUACGCUUAAAUCUGGAUUACAGUGUCGUGUAUUCGUUCGUUUAGUUUCCCAACUGCCAUUGUUUUUAUACACCCCAUUUUUAUACGUUGUAUUUCUUAAAUUAUUAAGCACUUGUAUAGUAAGGAAAUUGUGCCAUUGUAGAACGUAGAUUAGAGCCAGAUGAAUACGGUCCAUUUGUAUAAUUUUACAAUUCUAGAAUUUAAUAUAGUCUUAAUUUAUAUGGUGCUAUUAACAAUGUAUUACGCUAAAGGUACUUCGAUCUAAUUUGUCUGUAUUCUUAGGAACUGGUGAUUAAACUAGCAGCAGGUUACUUUCCUCGUUCGGUUCCGAUUCUAUUGAAAAUAAGCUUUAUCUACCUACCUACCAACCAUGUGAUUAUGCGAAACGAAACCUAAACGUAUCAACUAUGGUGAUUAAUUAAACAAGAUGAUAUAAAAAUAGGACAUAAGGAUUUUGUAAAACGCUUUAGUCAUUUCAUUUCACUGUGCAUAUGGUUAAAGGGCAUGCUCUAAACGCGACACAUGUUGCUGAUCGAUUAAUUAACUUUGCUGUUUAAAAUUAACAAAAUUAUAUUAAAGUGCAUUUUCAAUAACAAGAGACAAUAAAUAAAUAAUGUAUGUA
Dendroctonus ponderosae (mountain pine beetle) is the source of this 10820-nucleotide messenger RNA. RefSeq names its product basement membrane-specific heparan sulfate proteoglycan core protein (gene trol). Gene Ontology annotation, molecular function: cell-cell adhesion mediator activity; calcium ion binding. Gene Ontology annotation, biological process: axon guidance; dendrite self-avoidance; homophilic cell-cell adhesion. Gene Ontology annotation, cellular component: plasma membrane; axon. Lineage: Eukaryota; Metazoa; Arthropoda; Insecta; Coleoptera; Curculionidae. The record is from RefSeq and is a predicted model, not a curated record.